Sebastes umbrosus (honeycomb rockfish) is the source of this 4556-nucleotide messenger RNA. RefSeq names its product protein kinase C beta type-like. NCBI's taxonomy places the organism in Eukaryota, Metazoa, Chordata, Actinopteri, Perciformes, Sebastidae. The record is from RefSeq and is a predicted model, not a curated record. Gene Ontology annotation, biological process: protein phosphorylation. The transcript has 17 exons. Gene Ontology annotation, molecular function: zinc ion binding; diacylglycerol-dependent serine/threonine kinase activity; ATP binding. The coding region runs from base 255 to 2321 and encodes 688 amino acids.
GCUGUCUGAGCGCUCAGAGUUAAAGGAGGAAGCGGAGAGAGAGCAGCAGCUCAGCGGCAGCUCGUCUACUCGACUGAAGGAACCCAAACAAACUCUACCGACAGCAGACCACCAUCACCAGCUCAUCUCUACACUGCAGUUUUUAAACUCCUCUACUCGGAGCAAGCGACUUUUUGCAUCCUCAGAGGCGCCACUAACUCGCGUUGGUUCAGUUAAAGUAUAAGAAGAAACCACAGCCAGUGUAGUCCGAGAGAAUGGCAGACUCUGCUGCGGUGACGGCGGCGGCGGCGGGCAACAACAGCGACGGAGAGGACGGACCCAGCGAGCCCAUGCGGGGCUUCGCGCGCCAGGGAGCCCUCCGCCAGAAGAACGUGUUCGAGGUGAAGGACCACAAAUUCAUCGCGCGCUUCUUCAAGCAGCCCACCUUCUGCAGCCACUGCACCGACUUCAUCUGGGGUUUUGGCAAGCAGGGAUUCCAGUGUCAAGUGUGUUGUUUCGUGGUCCACAAACGUUGCCAUGAGUUCGUCACUUUCUCCUGUCCAGGUGCUGAUAAAGGACCUGCAUCAGAUGACCCGAGGGCAAAGCACAAGUUUAAGAUCCACACCUACUCCAGCCCGACCUUCUGCGACCACUGUGGCUCUCUGCUCUACGGCCUCUUACACCAGGGCAUGAGAUGUGACCACUGUAUGAUGAACAUCCAUAAGCGAUGUGUGGCCAACGUGCCGAGCCUGUGUGGGACGGAUCACACUGAGAGGAGAGGUCGCCUCCAGAUCACCGCUGAGGUCAAGACUAACGUACUCACUGUUACCAUCAAAGAGGGCAGGAAUCUGGUUCCUAUGGACCCCAAUGGUCUGUCAGACCCCUACGUGAAGCUUAAGCUGAUCCCAGAUCCCCGCAGCGAGAGUAAACAGAAGACCAAGACCAUAAAGUGCUGCCUCAACCCCACCUGGAAUGAGACCUUUAAAUUCCACCUGAAGGAGUACGAUAAGGACCGCCGUCUGUCGGUGGAGAUUUGGGACUGGGACCUCACCAGCCGCAACGACUUCAUGGGAUCGCUGUCCUUCGGCAUCUCGGAGCUCCAGAAACUAGGAGUGGAUGGAUGGUUCAAGCUGCUCUCCCAGGAAGAGGGCGAGUACUUCAACGUUCCCGUUGCUCCGGAGGGGGAGGAGGGCAACGAAGAGCUACGGCAGAAAUUUGAGAGAGCUAAGAUCGGACCAGGCAAGAACCAAGAAGGCAAGGCGGCCAAUGCCGCGUCCCGUUUCGACUCCAACGGCAACCAAGAUCGCAUGAAGUUGGCUGACUUCAACUUCCUGAUGGUGCUGGGCAAGGGCAGCUUCGGCAAGGUGAUGCUCGCAGAGCGCAAAACAACGGAGGAGCUGUACGCCAUAAAGAUCCUGAAGAAGGACGUUGUGAUCCAGGAUGAUGACGUUGAAUGCACCAUGGUGGAGAAGAGAGUGCUAGCGUUGGCUGGAAAGCCCCCGUUCUUAACACAGCUGCACUCCACUUUCCAGAGCAUGGACCGUUUGUAUUUUGUCAUGGAGUACAUAAACGGAGGAGAUCUCAUGUAUCAGAUUCAGCAGGUCGGCAAGUUCAAAGAGCCCCAUGCUGUAUUCUAUUCUGCGGAGAUCGCCAUUGGUCUGUUCUUCCUACAUCUAAAGGGCAUCAUCUACAGAGAUCUGAAGCUGGACAAUGUGAUGCUGGACUGUGAGGGUCACAUCAAGAUAGCAGAUUUUGGCAUGUGUAAAGAAAACAUGAACGACGGAGUCACUACCAAGACCUUCUGUGGAACACCAGACUACAUAGCUCCUGAGAUCAUAGCCUACCAGCCUUAUGGAAAAUCUGUGGACUUUUGGGCCUUCGGAGUAUUGCUCUAUGAGAUGCUGGCUGGACAGCCUCCUUUUGACGGUGAAGAUGAGGAUGAGUUAUUUCAGUCCAUUAUGGAGCAUCACGUCUCCUAUCCCAAGUCAAUGUCCAAGGAGGCUGUCGCUAUCUGUAAAGGGCUGAUGACGAAGCAUCCAGCGAAGCGGCUGGGCUGUGCUCCGGAGGGGGAGAGAGACAUCAGGGAGCACAGCUUCUUCCGCUACAUGGACUGGGAGAAACUGGAGAACAAGGAAGUGCAGCCGCCAUUCAAACCUAGAGCCUGUGGACGGGAUGCAGAGAACUUUGACCGUUUUUUCACGCGCCACCCGCCGGUGCUGACCCCUCCCGAUGAGGAAGUGAUUCAGAACCUGGACCAGGACGAGUUCCAGGGAUUCUCCUUUAUCAACCCAGAGUUCCCAGGAAGCGCUCCUGCUACCACCCCUGCCGCCGAGCAGGCUUGAUUUCAGCUCAUGCACGCACACAAACACAUACAUUCUCAUUUUCCUCAGUAUCAGAACCUGUGUACCCUGGAACACACACACACACACACACACACACACACACACACACGCACACACACACACACACAUAUCAACUUUAAAUAUCAACUUUAAAUAUCCUGCAAAUGAUUUGUGCUGUUACAGGAACAAAGAAGCCAUGACUUAAACUGAUCCACAGACACACCCUAUACACAGUAACACAUUUACACAUAUUUGUUGUUCACACUGCUGCAACCUGGAUGAUGUGACGGCCUCUUAGGAGGGCCCAUGAGCAGUAUAAAAUGGCUGAAUGCACGUAGCUCUCGAGUGCUGCUCCGAAAGUACGAUUUAAACUGAGGAAUUGAAAUAAUUAGAUUGAACAAAUCCUGUAUUUUCCCAUGCUUCUUCAUGGUCAAAGUGUUACUACUUCGCAAGAUAUGAGUCCUCGGCCUCAUGCAGGAAGCAAUAUACGAACAAAUUUUCUCCUAUUUUUUGUUUGUGUCCACUAUUUGUUCUUAUUUUGUUAAUACCCAUUGAUUUCACCAGUGUUUUCUUAUUUUUGUUCUUAGGUAAGAGAACAUUUUACGAGAGCAGUCUUACCAAGAUAAGAAAAAACAUCUUGUUUUCACAAACAAAUUGUUUUUCCAUCGCAUGAAACAUAAAUUUGAGGAACAUUAAAAAAAUAUAUGAUAAUAAAAUUUAGAUUAUUAUCUGUCUUAGAGUAAUUAUAAUGAUUGGAUUAUUUAAUGUAUCUAUCUUAUCUUAUCUUAUCUAAGUUCCUACAGCAUUUCUUUCCCUCCAAUUCUUGGUCAUGUGCCAGAGUAUCUGCACACGGCACAGCACCUGCCCUAUAGUGUUUGGGGGGUGUUACCUAUACGAAUACCUGCCCUUAUAUAGUGUUUAAGGGAUGUUACCUAUGCUAAUAAUGAACAAUCGGCCACACACCUCCAAUUUACGAUCAAGUGGGAUUCAUUAUUCAGCACACCUGGAAAAUAGCAGAUCUGGAUGGUUAAGGACGUUUGGUGCAUCUGGAGUUGACUUUUCUUAUUUUUUUCUCUUAACAGUAAUUUAAGGGAAAAUGUAAGAGAAUGUUGCUGCAUGAGGCCCAGUGACUUUCUCCAAGCUUUGUUUCUGAUAAACAAGAAUCUUGGAAAUGUGAUUCACCACAAGCUUGUUGAAUCAACGUGUGUUGCUCACAGUGUGAACAUCACCUCAUCAGAAUUAAGGAUUAGAAAUAAAUAGAGGACCCUUAAAAAGUCCUUAAAAUCAAAACUUUACAUUGAGGGACAAAAAUAAUUCUUUACAACCUAACUACACAAUAUUGUCAAGUCAUGAUUCCCCCAGCCAGCACACACAAACACACAACAGCAUCAUUCACAUGUAACAUAGCUUCAGCAUCCAUUUUAUGACUUUUUUUGGUGGAAAAUUGUGAUUUAACUUUUUCUUUCACUCAUUCCUCGACUAUUCCAGCGCAUUCUGAGUUCGGCCUGUGCUUCUGGUGUGCUUUUUAUUCGACGUGUAAUAAUAAUAGUGUCUGUACGUUUAUCCUUAUCUUAGCGAAAAACUGGAAUGUUUAACAUACUUGUGCAUGAGUUUCUAUAUCAAUAACAGCCCUGGACUUUGUCUCCCAGCAGUAUUUUAGCAUCUUAUCUCUGCACUCCUCUGCUCUCACGGUUUUCUAAAUGUGUGUUUAAAAAAAGAUAUUUAGGUGUAUUGUACCCAUUGAGACGGUGGAAGAUUUGUGCCACAAAUAUCGGAUCAUGGUGUAAAAUGCUGCUGGGAAAUGUAGUCUUUAUAUAGGCUUUGAGUCAGUUAGAUAGAUAAUAAUACUUUGUAUACUCUCAGUUUCUGUUAUCUAGUAUAUAAGCAAUGAGAGAGACUAGCAGUUUCUUUGUGUUUUACAAAAGCAUGAUUCAGACACCUGGGCGUUUGUUUACAGCGUACAGUAUGUGUGUGUGUGUGUGUGCAUGUUUGUUUUCUAUGUGUGCGAACGAGUACUGUGUAUGAAAACGCGCAUUUGCGUUCGCAUUUUUGUAUGUGUGUCAAUAUCUGCCUUCCCAGCGCCUCGUCCGGCCUCGUGUUUACAUUUGUUAGUAUGGUGAAUGUCUGCACCCCCCCCCCCCCCCCCCCCCCCCCCCCCCAAAUCGAGCAGUAUUGGUAUGAUCCACUUGACUUCCAAUCAGCGGCUCCACAAGUGUGUCAGAAUAGAAAAAGGAU